Amyelois transitella is the source of this 2022-nucleotide messenger RNA. RefSeq names its product homeotic protein proboscipedia (gene pb). Bases 1 to 2022 code for a protein of 673 amino acids. The transcript is spliced from 3 exons. Lineage: Eukaryota; Metazoa; Arthropoda; Insecta; Lepidoptera; Pyralidae. Gene Ontology annotation, molecular function: DNA-binding transcription factor activity, RNA polymerase II-specific; DNA binding. The record is from RefSeq and is a predicted model, not a curated record. Gene Ontology annotation, biological process: regulation of DNA-templated transcription.
AUGCAAGAGAUAUGCAACACCGCAUUGCCUCUUGACACUAACCCGCUAGUGCGCAAGAUAAAAUGCGAAGAGUUUCCAACCAUAAGAGGGAAACAAGCCGUCAGAGUUGGCAUGGGGGUGCGCGAUGAGAUGGAAGAGGAUUUCGCGGUGAAGACGAGGAACACGCCACCGAUGGGGCCCGCGCCGGGACAGGAGCACCCGCGGAUGGAACAUGGCGGCAAUGGGUUCUGGCUCGCCGCGGUCACAGCGGCUGGAGCGCCCCACCCGAUGCUGGAGACGUGUACGGAGACCGGCUUCAUAAACAGUCAACCCUCCAUGGCUGAGUUUAUGACCGCCCUCCCCCAAUUGGGAGCGGGAGAGCUCAGUCCCCAACACACACCGCCGGGAUACCCUCCCGACCUUCCUUCCCCUGGUGGAGGACUCAAUGUUCCUGAGUACCCUUGGAUGAAGGAGAAAAAAACGACGAGAAAGAGCAGUCAACAAGAAAAUGGCCUCCCGCGAAGACUACGGACCGCGUACACGAAUACCCAGUUACUGGAGCUGGAGAAGGAGUUCCACUUCAACAAGUAUUUAUGCAGGCCGAGAAGAAUCGAGAUCGCUGCGUCACUAGACCUCACUGAAAGACAAGUGAAGGUGUGGUUUCAAAACAGACGAAUGAAACACAAGAGACAAACGCUGAGCAAAAGCGAGGACGGUGAUGAUAAGGACUCCACUACGUCCGAAGGUGGCAAGAGUUCAAAGACUGGCCUCGACAAAUUCCUAGAUGACGAUGGACCACUAUCGGGCAAGAAAAGCUGCCAGGGCUGCGAACUUCCUCCGGGCGCACUAUGCUCACCAGCAGAAGACUUGCCAGAACUCGCAUCUCGCACACGAAAUAAUAACACGCCCAGUGCAACAAAUAACAACAGCUUCGCGAGCGAUGGCGCUUCCAGCGUAGCCUCAUCUUCCUCCCUUGAUAAGUUAGCCGAAGACGACUCCAGGGACGCUCAUCCGCCCAUCAAUACAGUGCCUGCAGCCCCUAGGGCCUUAGCAAAACGAAUCAAGCAAGAAUCACGCAAACGCUCGCCUUCUUUAGACGCCAAAGUCUCACCAUCUUCUUCUAAAGAUGGCCUAGGAAUGACAGGUCUGCCUGAUGGCGCGAAAUAUUCUUCAGUUAAUUUGACUCCGUCGUCCACACCGGGUACGCCAUCGGGCAUGCAUCAGAGCCCUCUUGGUCACUACCCUCGACCUUCACCUCCAAAUGCAACUCCAGGUCCACCUCAUCCUCAAGCCGUGCCCAAUGCUAUGCCUCCCUAUGUUAUUAGAGGAAAUGCACCACCGGGACAAUUUGUACCCCAUCCUGAUUUCCGCAUGGAUUCAAAGCAAUUCGUUGGUAAACUAUCACAAUACCCACAAAGUAACCGUAGCUACGAAAGUUAUGGUGCUGCGAUUCAAACCCCCGACCAACACGUUUACGGCCGGAAUCAGCACACCAGACAGCCUGACGGAUCUCCAGCUAGGCCUUCAAAUGGAAUAGGAUCAAGGCAAGCUUACCCACAUGAAAUGUACCAAAAUUAUGGCUAUCCAGCAUAUGGAAAGGAUCAAGUGGGCUACGGACAUCCCGGAUACGAUCAACCACAAAAUUACGGGGAGCACAUGGCGUAUCCGAACACUCAUUAUGGCUAUCAUUACCACGAUGGUCAGCACGAACAUCCGCACAACUACUAUGGCACGGAAAGUCAAAAAAAUACGCAUGGGAAUGAAUAUGCGAAGAACACCUAUUAUGACGCGAACUCAUAUAGUGCCCAGCCGGCAACAACAGCGUCUGGAUACGCUGCAGGGGCUGGGAAUGCCCCGAGUAAUGCAUCAACCGAGGCUUAUGGUAACGCUGCUGGUGAAUGCGGAGACGGGUAUGGCUCUUUCCAGCAGUUCUAUGAAGCGACUCACGCCGCCCCCGCCGGCGACAAUUCUAACUCCUCCUCAGACUUCCACUUCCUUAGCAAUCUCGCUAACGACUUCGCCCCCGAGUAUUACACCAUUUGA